AUGAACACUGCCGCGGGUCUUCCAGGUACCCAUGCGACAGUGAAAGGCGCCGGGAAAAAGGCAACACAGGCAAAGCGACAUUUGUACGCAAAGCCAUUGCCUGUAGGCCGCGCAUCAAACGAGUGGAAUCCGUCUGCACCACGCACAUGGCUCGAAAAGUUUAAUGAAUGGUCCAAAUGGCUCUAUGACGGCGUUUCUUCGCCUCCCAUGUACCGUGCAUGGUACGAUGAUACGACAGAAUCCGUGUGGAUGUAUGAUUCGGGGGAUGCACAGGCGCUCUGGACGCAAGGGUUUUUUGGAAAAGGCAAUUUAAGCCGAAGUGAACCUACCUGGGCCGCGCGUCAGCUCGCUGCAGCGAGUGCGCGUAGUCGCGGCGAGCAAAUGACGCAGCGUCGACGCGAAGAGAGAAAACUGCUGAAAAUUGAGCGAGCGCGCGCAGCGGUCAAGGCUGGCAUCCAGCUUCCCGACGGAAUUACAGCGCUUGGUGGUGCAUUGGACGAGGAUCUCGAUGCUAGUGAGACAUCUGGGACGUUAUGGCGCGGUGACGAGGACGUGCCGGAAAUAGAAACCGGUGUUGCGCGCGUUAAAGGCCUGAAAUACUUCUCGACCGACGUGCAUCGACGCAAAGAACAGGACGAAGCUGGUGCUGGCGAGACAGAUCUCCUCGCAGUGCCAGAUGAUGAUCCUGAAAAAUUUGACGGUAUUGAGCAUUUUCAGCUUACGCUAAUCGAGGCGUUUUUCCUCGCAGGAAUGCUUGGAUGCUUGGAAGUAUGCGAUCGGAAUGGUCGUGUCAUGUCGCUCGAAGCGCUAUACCAUCGCUGUUUGCACUCUACCCUUUUGCCAACCAUUACGGCAGCAUCCCCAAACCCAGCGCCUAGACUAUGGGCCCGUCCGGAUAACCCCUUUUUUCUAUCCUACAUUGUAUACCACCAUUUCAGGAGCCUGGGCUGGGUCGUGAAGAACGGCACAAAAUUCUGUGUGGACUAUCUCUUGUACAAAAAGGGCCCUGUUUUCAGCCAUGCCGAGUUUUCUGUCAUUGUCGUGCCUGAAUAUGCAGAUGUGCAGGAUGCAGUCGAUUCACCGUUUAGACCGCACCAUAAUGGUGGUGAAAAAAGUUGGGUAUGGUUCAGUAUGCUGAAUCGAGUCAAUACACAAGUGCAGAAAACCAUGAUACUUGCACAUGUCAUGGUACCAUCGCAGAAGCAGAUAAGCGACGCGGACCUUUCACGCCCCCAGACCCUCGUCGCACUCCUUCGCCAGGGAUAUUUCGCAGUUAAGGAAGUCACGAUUCGACGAUGGGUCCCUGCGAGAAUGAAGCCAUAG
This is a messenger RNA of Malassezia vespertilionis, 1323 nucleotides long. It is a transcript of the gene SEN2, whose product is annotated as tRNA-intron lyase. Gene Ontology annotation, molecular function: tRNA-intron lyase activity; nucleic acid binding. Bases 1 to 1323 code for a protein of 440 amino acids. NCBI's taxonomy places the organism in Eukaryota, Fungi, Basidiomycota, Malasseziomycetes, Malasseziales, Malasseziaceae. The transcript has 2 exons. Gene Ontology annotation, cellular component: tRNA-intron endonuclease complex. Gene Ontology annotation, biological process: tRNA splicing, via endonucleolytic cleavage and ligation; tRNA-type intron splice site recognition and cleavage. The record is from RefSeq and is a predicted model, not a curated record.